This is a messenger RNA of Ricinus communis (castor bean), 1667 nucleotides long. RefSeq names its product GATA transcription factor 26. Gene Ontology annotation, molecular function: sequence-specific DNA binding; zinc ion binding. The coding region runs from base 365 to 1177 and encodes 270 amino acids. The record is from RefSeq and is a predicted model, not a curated record. NCBI's taxonomy places the organism in Eukaryota, Viridiplantae, Streptophyta, Magnoliopsida, Malpighiales, Euphorbiaceae. Gene Ontology annotation, biological process: regulation of DNA-templated transcription. The transcript is spliced from 5 exons.
UAUAUGCAUCACAGUCAUGUCCAUGCAUCACCCUCUACACUUCCAUGAAUAUCCAAAAUUCCCAUUUAACCAUACCCACCACCUACUUUCAUGGCCAACUCCUAAAUUGAAUCUCUUUCAAGUUCUAGUAGACAUCCACACCCACUAUACCUCUUUAACCAAAACCCACCUCCAAUUCCUUGACCCUCUAUUAACUCAUUUCUUGCUUGCUUCUUGAUCAGCCUCAAAUUGCUUCUAGAGGGACAUUUUAUUCUCAUUGCUUGUUGGAAUAAGUUUCGUUGAAUUUGUGUGUUGGAACAUACAUCAUUGGCUUGAAAGUUUUUGGAGAGCAAAACUAACGUUUGAUUUUGAGAACAUUAUCAAUAUGGGAAAACAAGGGCCUUGUUACCACUGUGGGACUCAUAGCACUCCACUAUGGCGAAAUGGACCACCUGAAAAACCAGUGUUAUGCAAUGCUUGUGGAUCAAGGUAUAGGAUAAGAGGAACCCUUGCAAACUAUGCACCUAAACAUGCUCAAUUACACCCACUUGCUAAAAGAGCAAAAAUAAUUAGCUCAAAAUCACCAGUUCCAAACAAAGGCAACAACUUGAGAAUAAAAGAAGAAGAGGAGGAGGAGGGAGAUUGCUUUACUGAUAAUGUUUGUUACUCUACUGAUUCUGAUGAUUCUACAAGCCAUAACUCUAUCUCAGAUGACUCUGCUGUAUCAUAUUCUCAGAACUGUUACAAUGUAGAAGAAGAGGAAGGAGAUGGGAUUCAAGGUGAAACCCAAGGAAGCUUGUGGAAGACAAGUGUACCUUCAAGAAAGAGAUCUCUAGUGGUACAUCGCAGUCUUACACCCAUAGAAAGAUUCCAAAGAGAUCUUUUUAAUAUUCUGAAGUACGAGGAGGUGGGCCGUCCCAACCUGUCUGAAGAUUUGCUCAUCUAUGAUGCAAAUAACCUCCAGAUAUCAUGCAAUGAGAUAGGCCUUGGAACCAUUCUUCUUGCUCCAAUGGAAGCAGCAGUUGAUGAGACACUCUCUUCUCCUUCAGAUGUCAGGAUUUCUGGCUUCAACGAGUCUCAGAAUAGAUCCUCACCCAUGGAUGAACUUAAACUCAACAAAAACAACCUGCUGCUGUUAGCCCAAUGUCAGUCCAAGAAAUCAAAAAAAAGCUGUCAUCAUCAACAUCAAAUUAGUUGAAAUAUAUGAACAGUAGCUUUUGGCAUUUGAUACAACAACUGUAUUGGGCUGACCCACAUAUCCUACAAUAAUAUGUAUGAAUUGUUCAUGGCUUAGAUUGUAAUUUUCCUUUCUUUUUUUUUUUUUAAAUUUGUCAAUAAACUAAGGUUAUAUUGUCGUUUUCAUAAUUUAAAAGAAUUCUCUUCUUUGAGCAUUAUUUGAAAGCUAUAUACCUUUUGUACCCAUAAAUGUCUCAACUAUUAUUUAUCCAUAACUAAAUAUAUUAUUACUUCUCUUGUACAAUUCUUUUCUUGAUAUAUCCAAGUAACCAUAUUCUUAUUCCAAAUUGUCUUCAAAUUAUUGUAAAUCCAUAUACUAAUUAUUGACAAUUUACCAGCAAUUGUGAAAAAUAUAUUAUUUUCAUUUAUAUUAUAUUAAUCCAUUGCAAAUUUAAUUUUUAUUUUUAUUUUUUAUAUUAAAAUAUAUUUGAUAACUGUAGUUAAUUAAAUAU